Messenger RNA from Tripterygium wilfordii, 1438 nucleotides. Its product is annotated as N6-mAMP deaminase. Gene Ontology annotation, molecular function: adenosine deaminase activity. Gene Ontology annotation, biological process: adenosine catabolic process; inosine biosynthetic process. Lineage: Eukaryota; Viridiplantae; Streptophyta; Magnoliopsida; Celastrales; Celastraceae. The record is from RefSeq and is a predicted model, not a curated record. The transcript is spliced from 11 exons. The coding region runs from base 105 to 1196 and encodes 363 amino acids.
CUCACUAGAAAGGUUCAUAGUGUUCAACACGGAAGUAUCUUCAAUAAGUCAGGAUUUGCAGAAGGACCAGAAGGAGCAAAAUCAGGUUUUGCGGAAGGAGCGACAUGGAGAGCUGGAUUUCGAUGCCGAAGAUUGAACUCCAUGCCCACCUUAAUGGGUCAAUCAGGGACUCCACUCUGCUAGAGCUUGCAAGAGAUUUGGGUGAAAAGGGUGUCAUUGUAUUCGCAGAUGUGGAGCAUGUUAUCCUGAAAAAUGAUCGUUCCUUAUGCGAAGUGUUCAAGUUAUUUGACUUGAUUCAUAUUCUUACCACUGAUCAUGCAACUGUUACGAGAAUUACUAAAGAAGUUGUCGAAGAUUUUGCAUCUGACAAUGUAGUAUAUCUGGAAUUAAGAACCACCCCAAAGAAAAAUGAUUUGAUUGGAAUGAGCAAACGCUCUUACAUGGAAGCUGUGUUGGAAGGACUAAGGGCUGUUAGUGCUGUUGACAUUGAUUUUGCGCCUAAAAAUAUGGAUACCACUAGCCCCAUGACUGCUAUAACCAAGAGUAACGCAUGUAACGGAACCAUAAAGAAGAAAAUAUAUGUUAGACUUCUUCUCAGCAUUGACCGUCGUGAGACAACUGCAGCUGCGAUGGACACUGUUAAGCUUGCUCUGGAAAUGAGAAGAUUAGGGGUUGUUGGUAUAGACCUUUCUGGAAAUCCUAAUGUCGGUGAAUGGACCACCUUUUUGCCUGCGUUAGAAUUUGCUCAGCAACAGGGUCUUCAAGUAACUCUUCACUGUGGAGAGGUUCCUAAUAGAAAGGAGAUUCAGGCCAUGCUGGACUUUCUUCCGCAGAGAAUUGGCCAUGCUUGUUUCUUUGAAGAGGAGGAUUGGAUAAAGUUGAAAUCAUCUAAGAUUCCGGUCGAAAUCUGCUUGACAUCUAACAUCAGGACUGAAUCAAUUUCCUCGAUAGAUAUUCACCAUUUUGCUGAUCUGUAUAACACUAAACAUCCUUCAGUUCUGUGCACUGAUGAUUCGGGGGUUUUCUCCACGAGUCUUUCAGAGGAGUACAAGCUUGCUGCUUCUACAUUUGGUCUUGGCAAGAAGGAAAUGUUUGAGCUAGUGAAAAAUGCAAUCGAGUUCAUAUUUGCUGACGUUGAAGUGAAGCAGGAUUUGAAAGAGAUUUUCAAUUUAGCUGCAAAGAAAUGGGAUCUAUGAAUACUUCAUCUAGAGGAGCAUAUGCAUUUCCUGGUAGAAAGAAUAAAAUAUUAUACUGAAAUUUCUAAUCUAUCUUUUGAUGCUAAUAUGUAUGGUCAAUGACCAAGUCAUUCCAAGGAACUGGCAGCUGGCCAUUCCCCUCCUGUAAUGUGGCUUAUUCUUGCUUAAAUAACAUCUACUGGGAUUCCUUUUGUUAUGGGAAAUCAGAGCAAUUAAUCAAUAUGCUUUAGCAUGUAUUCUAA